Arvicola amphibius (Eurasian water vole) is the source of this 1065-nucleotide messenger RNA. RefSeq names its product opioid binding protein/cell adhesion molecule like (gene Opcml). NCBI's taxonomy places the organism in Eukaryota, Metazoa, Chordata, Mammalia, Rodentia, Cricetidae. The transcript has 8 exons. The record is from RefSeq and is a predicted model, not a curated record. Gene Ontology annotation, cellular component: neuron projection. Bases 1 to 1065 code for a protein of 354 amino acids.
AUGGGGGUCUGUGGGUACCUGUUCCUGCCCUGGAAGUGCCUCGUGGUCGUGUCUCUCAGGCUGCUGUUCCUUGUACCCACAGGAGUGCCGGUGCGCAGCGGAGAUGCCACCUUCCCCAAAGCUAUGGACAACGUGACGGUCCGGCAGGGGGAGAGCGCCACCCUCAGGUGUACCAUAGAUGAUCGGGUCACCAGGGUGGCCUGGCUAAACCGCAGCACAAUCCUCUAUGCUGGGAAUGACAAGUGGUCCAUAGACCCCCGAGUGAUCAUCUUGGUCAACACGCCUACCCAAUACAGUAUCAUGAUCCAGAAUGUGGAUGUAUAUGAUGAAGGUCCAUACACUUGCUCGGUGCAGACAGACAAUCACCCCAAAACCUCCCGGGUCCACCUCAUAGUGCAAGUUCCUCCCCAGAUAAUGAACAUCUCUUCAGACAUCACGGUGAAUGAAGGAAGCAGUGUGACUUUGUUAUGUCUUGCAAUUGGCAGACCAGAACCAACGGUAACAUGGAGACACCUGUCAGUCAAGGAAGGCCAGGGCUUUGUGAGCGAGGAUGAAUACCUGGAAAUCUCUGACAUCAAACGUGACCAGUCUGGGGACUACGAGUGCAGCGCCUUGAACGAUGUCGCCGCUCCUGAUGUGCGGAAAGUAAAAAUCACUGUAAACUACCCUCCCUAUAUCUCAAAAGCCAAAAACACUGGUGUUUCAGUUGGUCAGAAGGGCAUCUUGAGCUGUGAAGCCUCGGCUGUCCCCAUGGCUGAGUUCCAGUGGUUCAAAGAAGAUACCAGGUUAGCCACUGGCCUGGAUGGAGUGAGGAUUGAGAACAAAGGCCGCAUAUCUACUUUGACUUUCUUCAAUGUCUCAGAGAAGGAUUAUGGCAACUAUACCUGUGUGGCCACAAAUAAGCUUGGGAACACCAAUGCCAGCAUCACACUGUAUGAAAUAAGCCCCUCAUCAGCAGUGGCAGGGCCUGGAGCAGUCAUUGAUGGUGUAAAUUCCGCCUCUAGAGCACUGGCUUGUCUCUGGCUCUCAGGGACCUUCUUUGCCCACUUCUUCAUCAAGUUUUGA